Exophiala spinifera is the source of this 2286-nucleotide messenger RNA. RefSeq lists its product as uncharacterized. Lineage: Eukaryota; Fungi; Ascomycota; Eurotiomycetes; Chaetothyriales; Herpotrichiellaceae. The transcript has 3 exons. Gene Ontology annotation, biological process: protein phosphorylation. Gene Ontology annotation, molecular function: ATP binding; protein kinase activity. The record is from RefSeq and is a predicted model, not a curated record. The coding region runs from base 1 to 2286 and encodes 761 amino acids.
AUGGCGGUCGAACUCUCUGACAACGACAAGUACGAGGUUAAGGAGAUCAUUGGACGAGGCGCAUUCGGCAUAAUUCGAAAAGUUCGCAGGAAACAAGAUGGCCACAUCUUGUGCCGCAAAGAAAUCAACUACCUUAAGAUGUCACAAAAAGAACGCGAUCAGCUACAUGCCGAGUUCUCGAUCCUUUCCUCGUUGAAACAUCCAAACAUUGUGGGCUACUUUCACCGCGAACACCUGAAGCAGACGCAGGAACUUUAUCUGUACAUGGAGUAUUGCGGGGGCGGCGAUCUGGGGUCGGUCAUCAAAGAGCUCAAGAGAAAGAAUGAGUACGCCAAAGAAGAUUUUGUCUGGAGGAUUUUCAGCCAGAUUGUUACGGCCCUCUACCGCUGUCAUUAUGGCGUUGAUCCACCAGAGCCUGGGAGCGACCUCUCACGACAGAAAGUUCGGCCUCCGGUGGCUGGCAAGAUGAUCCUACACCGAGAUCUCAAACCAGAGAACAUUUUCCUGGGAGAAGACCAGUCGGUGAAACUGGGAGACUUUGGUCUCUCGAAAUUGAUGCAGUCACACGACUUUGCCUCGACUUACGUCGGCACACCCUUCUACAUGUCGCCAGAGAUCUGCGCUGCCGAGAGGUACACCCUGCACUCAGACAUCUGGUCAUUGGGCUGCAUCAUGUACGAACUCUGCGCCAAAGAGCCUCCGUUCAAUGCCAAUUCACAUCUCCAACUAGUGCAGCGGAUCAGAAAAGGCGACUUCAAACCGAUCCCUUCCAUCUACUCGAAAGAUCUUGCUAAUGUCAUCGCAAAUUGUCUGAAGACGAAUCCUACCCACCGCCCAGACACAGUGUCGUUGUUGACUGUGCCUUAUGUGUGGAUAGCCAGGCGGCAACAAGAGAUGGUCAACAUUGCAAAGACCCUCAAGACCAGGGAAGAGAUUGCCGAGCACAAACUGAAGCAAGCAGAGGAGAGAUUAUCGGCUCUGGAAGCAGACCGAGCGGCGAUGAAGGCAACGAUUGACGACCAGCUCCGGCGUGAAUGGGAGCUGAAGGCUCGGCUCGAGAUUGAGCGCCAGAUCCAAAUCGAGAUAGAGGGUCUGCGGAAGCAAUUUGACCGCGAAGUCCAAGCACGCGUGGCGGAGGUCCUCGCUAAACAGCAUCAUGCUGCAGGUGCGAGAGCGCUGAGAGAGAUCCAUAACCCACCAGGCUUCGACAAAGAGAAUUACAACCAUGCCUCCUCCGUGAAUACUUCUGGUGAAGAAGACUUUCCAUCCACGACCGACCUUACCGACCUCUCUGAUCUCUCUUUGAAUUCUCCGGAUGUUUCGAGAGAACAAGCAGCGCCGCCAAAGAAGGCCAGAACACCCUUUGUCAGAUCGAAGACCAAUCUAGAUUCGCCGGCAGACGUACAGAUGUCUGAGCCUUCGCCGAUCUCCAUCUCGGGUCUUGCCCUGUCACCACGAAGAACUGCGGCCGCGCAGCUCACGGCCAACUCUACAGUGACCGCUGCGGGUGCUCGGAACAUAUUCGCAGAAGCUGAACGGCAAAAAGCCAAAUGGGAGCCUCAACUCGCUUAUUCGUCCGACGAAGAGAAUCAUGAUCUUGAGGAUGAUUCGGAAGAUGACGGAUUCCCAGACCUCGCCAGCCCAACUCGAGUAAAGGCAGCCAUUGCGAACACCGAUCCAUUCAAGAACCCACAGCCGCCACGUCUGCGGACAAAGCCUGGUCUAGUGAGACACAACACCACAGGGGUCGUGCAGAAACUUACGACCAAGCCAACGCUCUUUCCUUCCAGCGGUGCGGCUGCUCAAGUGAGAGCCGGCAUUGCUUCUUCAAACAAGAUGUGCGGCAAAGCCGUUAGCGAUGGAGACAUCAGAGCUGUCGGCGUCAAAGCAACCAGCCCGAAUAGACGUCUCAGCAAAAUCCCAAGCAGGACGGAUCUCAGGGAACAUGUCGCUUGUGAGAAUGGCAGCACAAGUCCGCUCCGACGUGCAGCCACGACUGGGGGCAAGCUGGUCAGCAAGCUUGCCGGUUCCAAGCAGCCUGCCAUGGGGACCGGCGUUGGCGGGCGUACACUCGUUGAACUUGCUCAAGCCCGAGCGGGAGGUCGUCCAAUGAAUGCAGAACUAGGAGGCAACCUCUAUUCUGAUCCCAAACAUACUUUGGAUCGGAAACUUGUUGACAAGGAUCUUCCUGAAAUCCCGCCUGUCUGGGAUCCUGAGAUCUUGGGGGAUGAGAUGCCCAGUCCCUUCCUCAAACGCGAUGUGAGAAAUGUUCGCAUGAUGCGAUGA